This is a messenger RNA of Miscanthus lutarioriparius, 1038 nucleotides long. The record is from the annotation of a GenBank genome assembly. Lineage: Eukaryota; Viridiplantae; Streptophyta; Magnoliopsida; Poales; Poaceae.
AUGGGCAGGCCGCCGUGCUGCGACAAGGAGGGGAUCAAGAAGGGGCCAUGGACGCCAGAGGAGGACAUCAUACUGGUGUCCUACAUCCAGGAGCACGGCCCGGGCAACUGGCGCUCCGUGCCCAUCAACACGGGCCUCAUGCGCUGCAGCAAGAGCUGUCGCCUCCGCUGGACCAACUACCUCCGCCCCGGCAUCCGGCGAGGCAACUUCACCCCGCACGAGGAAGGCAUCAUCGUCCACCUCCAGUCCUUGCUAGGCAACAGGUGGGCCGCCAUUGCUUCUUACCUCCCGCAGAGAACCGACAACGACAUCAAGAACUACUGGAACACCCACCUCAAGAAGAAGCUCAAGAAGCACCAGGCCAUCGGCGCCAUCUUCGCGCCGCCGCCUCCGGCCUCCGACUCCUCCUUGUCCUCGUCCAUCGUCAUGCCCACGACCACCGUCGUCGUCGUCGGCGGCGGCAGCCAUGUCAUCGACCACCACCACCACCGUGACAUGCUCGGCACCAAUCCCCUCGUCUCCAAGGACAGCUACUACGCGCGCCCAGGAGGCUGCUGCAGCAACCCAGACGAGGUCGCCCAGCUCAUCGCCCGGCGCUCUCCUUUCGCCGCCGACGGCGGCGACAGAUCCUCCUCGUCCUACGCUUCCAGCAUGGACAACAUAUCCAAGCUGCUCACCGGCUUCAUGAAGCAGCAGCAGAGCUCCCCGUCCCCCGACGCUGCAGCUGCCGACAUCAAGCCCUCGGCCGCUCAAGUCAACAACAACCAUGCUCUGCUGUUGUCGUCGUCGUUCCAUCACAUGUCCGCCGGCACCGGGAGUGGCACGCCACCUGCAGCAGCCUGCUUCAACGACAUGAUGCCGUCGCCGCCGCAUGCGCAGCAGGCAGCGCUGAUGGGGCACGGCGGCUACGACGACCCCAGGCAGCCGUCCCCGCUGUCUCCGAUAGAGACGUGGCUGUUCGAAGAGGCUGCCGAGCAGGUCGGCGACCUCAUGGAUCUGUCCGAAGACUGCUGCUCAUCAGUUCCAAUGAUGUUUUAA